This is a messenger RNA of Penicillium subrubescens, 1113 nucleotides long. RefSeq names its product glutamine amidotransferase subunit DUG3. NCBI's taxonomy places the organism in Eukaryota, Fungi, Ascomycota, Eurotiomycetes, Eurotiales, Aspergillaceae. Bases 1 to 1113 code for a protein of 370 amino acids. The record is from RefSeq and is a predicted model, not a curated record. The transcript is spliced from 4 exons.
AUGUGUCGUUUUCUGAUCUACAAAGGCCGAAAUGAGAUCCGUCUCAGCAAGCUCGUCACAGAACCCAGCCAUUCAAUCCUCACACAGUCCUACGACUCGCGACUAAGAUUAGAUAACCGCCGCCCUGUAAACGGUGAUGGCUUCGGAGUAGGCUUCUACACAGACCCCAAGCUAGGACCAGAGCCCUGCAUCUUCACAUCCACACUUCCAGCCUGGAACUGCGAGAACCUAGAACGUCUCGCGUCCAAGACAUGCUCGAAUCUAAUCUUUGCUCACGUCCGCGCCACCACGGAGGGUGCUCUCGCCGACAACAACUGCCAUCCAUUCCAGCACAACACGCUCAUGUGGAUGCACAACGGUAACAUCGGCGGAUGGAACUACAUCAAGCGCACCCUGGGCGAGUCUCUCGCCGAUAAGUGGUAUCUAGGCGUCAAGGGCGGGACAGACAGUGAAUGGACCUUUGCGCUAUUCCUGGACCUCCUUGCGAAGGAAGGUGUUAAUCCCAGCUCUGAUCCUGGGCCGGAAGGUUUUGGACAGGCGCUGCUGCGGAAGGUCAUGAUGAAGACUAUUGCUCGGAUCAAUGAGCUUGUGCGUGAGGCUCGGGCUAAGUAUGAUGUUGCUGUUGAGACGCGGAGUUUGCUAAAUUUUGCGGUGACGGAUGGUCAUACCGUUGUUUGCACGAGGUAUAUUAGUAGCAAGACGGAUGAGCCGGCGAGUUUGUACUUCUCUUCUGGGACUAAGUGGAAGGAGGGGAAGACGAAGGGUCAUUUCAAGAUGGAGCGUCAUGAUAAGGGGGCUGAUAUUGUGCUGGUGGCUAGUGAGCCGAUUACUUUUGAGCGACACAACUGGGUCUCAGUCCCAACAAACUCUGUCGUGACAAUCCACAAACAAACUGUCCUGCUACACCCAAUCUUGGACGAGUUCUACGGCGAAGACCUCAACCAUGACCGCUCCUCUUGCUACGCAGUCUCCAAGGGUCUCGUCAGCAAAGCCCCCGGUACUACUGUGCCGCCGCAGGAAGCGACAGAAAAGUGCGCGCCCUCCGCAACCAACGGGACUGGCCUGGAUGAUCAUCGGCUCGGACACGCUGCCAGAUGUGCGGCGACGCACUAG